Salvia hispanica is the source of this 2095-nucleotide messenger RNA. The record is from RefSeq and is a predicted model, not a curated record. Lineage: Eukaryota; Viridiplantae; Streptophyta; Magnoliopsida; Lamiales; Lamiaceae.
UUGAUCGAAAGAAAGAGACAAGAUUUGAUCAUCCUAUGCUUCUCGGUCGUUAAAGCCAACAUUCAUGGAAGCAAAUUACAGAUCUCUGAGGCAGAGCUUCGUGGAGCGAGGCAAGGAGAGGCUGCUCUCCAGAAAGCAAAAUUCCGGGGCGGGAUUCGGCGACGAUCCGUACAUCGUCCGCGAGGGCUGUUUCCAUCGCAUUUUCCGAGUCUCGGUAGAGAGGAUUUCGAGAUUGUGGAGCGAUGUCAAGGGAACUGAGUUCAAGCUGCGUGAAAUGGGAAGAUCAGACCCCAGGAAAGUGGUGUUUGCUGUCAAGAUGGGGUCUUGUUUGUCUCUGGUUUCGAUUCUCAUCUUUUUCAAAGAGCCCUCCAAUUUCAUCAGCCAGAAUUCGAUUUGGGCGAUCCUCACUGUUGUUGUUGUGUUUGAGUUUAGCAUUGGUGCUACCUUAAACAAAGGCUUUAACCGUGCGAUAGGAACAUUCUCAGCUGGAGCAUUGGCUCUAGGCAUCGCACAGCUGUCCGUGAAAGCUGGUGAAUUACACGAAUUCAUUGUUGUAAUCAACAUUUUCAUAGCAGGCUUUCUCGCUAGUUAUCUCAAGCUGUACCCGGCCAUGAAGCAGUACGAGUAUGGCUUCCGUGUGUUCUUGCUGACAUUUUGCAUCGUGCUAGUAUCCGGAACUUCACAUUUCUUUCAAACAGCCUAUUCUCGAUUGCUACUUAUCGCUGUUGGGGCUUGUGUGUGUUUGGUCGUAAAUGUAUGCGUCUAUCCCAUUUGGGCCGGAGAAGAUUUGCAUAAACUCGUCGUGAAAAAUUUCAAGGGCGUUGCUGGUUCCAUCGAAGGAUGUGUGAAUAUGUACCUGCAGUGUGUCGAGUACUCCAGGAUUCCCUCGAAAAUCUUGGUCUACCAGGCCUCGGACGAUCCUUUGUACAAGGGAUAUCGGGCUGCAGUUGAGUCGACUAGCCAAGAGGAGACGUUGUUGGGGUUUGCGAUUUGGGAGCCGCCUCACGGGCGUUACAAGAUGUAUAGAUAUCCGUGGAGCGAAUACGUGAAAGUGAGCGGUGCGUUAAGACAUUGUGCAUUCAUGGUAAUGGCAAUGCAUGGAUGUAUACUGUCUGAAAUACAGGCAUCAUCCGAGUUGAGACAAGCGUUCAAGGAUGAAAUUCAGAGAGUCGGGAUGGAGGGCGCUAUGGUGCUAAGAAUGCUCGGUGACAAAGUCGAAAAGAUGGAGAAACUAUCGGCUAGCGAUCCGUUACAGAAGAUACACGAUGCAGCAGAGGAUUUACAGAUGAUGAUCGAUCAAAAAUCGUAUCUCUUAGUGAAUGCACAGAGCUGGGAUGCUACAAAACCACCGCCCGAAAAAGCAGUGGACCACGAGAUGCUUCAGGAGCUCCGAGACAACGAUGAGAAGCACGCCUCACUGGGUGAUGGAGCUCACUUGAGAUCAACGCAGGCGAUGAGGAACCCCGAGUUCAAUCAAACGAGCAUGAGCAUGCAUCACUCCGUCUCCCAGUGGGGCUCCGGAGAGGACUUGUUCAGGGAACAGUCUAUGUGGCCAUCGCGCCUCUCGGUCAUUGGUGAUGCUAUGUUGAACGAUCGUGAAGUGAGGACUUAUGAGAGCGCGAGUGCGCUCUCCCUCGCGACUUUCACAUCUCUGUUGAUAGAGUUCGUUGCGAGGCUGCAGAAUCUGGUGGACUCGUUCAAUGAGCUCUCUGAGAAGGCAAAGUUCGCUGAUUCAGCUGAGACGAAGGAGGUUGUUGGAUUCUGGUCUCGGACGCUAAAGGUCAUGUGCUGCAAAGACUGACGCAAGGAAAACGUCUUGCGCGAUGCUCCCAGUUCCAAUUGUUCCUGAAAGUAAUGAGAAUUCAACCAACAUAUCAUAAAAGAAGGAAGAUUGUGGCAGCAACCAUUCACUCAAAAUCCAUCAGCCACCUCAAUUAAGAAUAUGCUGAUCAAGUAGUGAGCAAAGUACAAAACUGCCUGGCUAAAAAUAAGCUCAAUUAAACAUCCAUAUAGCUUUGCAGCAUGUGAUAAUGAACAGAGAACAGCUUUAAGGUGUCCAAAACAUUAGUGCAUGUCAAUUGAAAAGCAUAUCCAU